Molecule: messenger RNA, 1197 nt
Organism: Panicum virgatum (switchgrass)
Lineage: Eukaryota; Viridiplantae; Streptophyta; Magnoliopsida; Poales; Poaceae
Exons: 3
Coding region: 1-1197 (398 amino acids)
Source: RefSeq, a predicted model, not a curated record
AUGGCCUGGAGAAGGGCAAGAAAGCGCCAGCGCGAGUUGCAGCAGUUCCACGCCCACCAUGAGCUUCUGACCAUGACAACCAUUGUUCAAAUUAUUGAAGAAGAAGAAGAAGAAGAACGUCCUCGCUGCGGCUCUAUAGUUGGCAGGAAAAUGGUGCCCAGGGAUAGGUUCAGCGGCUAUUGGAGGUUGAUGCAAGAUUAUUUCCUCGAUCCUCCAGUCUUCGACGAUAAUCACUUCCGUCGCCGCUUUCGAAUGUGCAAAGCUAUGUUUAUUGACAUUUGUCAUGCUAUUGCAGCGCGGAAUGACUACUUCAAGAGGAAACCCAAUGCCGCAGGUCUGCCGGGGUUCACCACGGUACAGAAGGUAACCGUUGCCUUGCGUUUGCUUGCAUAUGGAGGGUGUGCGGACCGCCUUGUUGAGUACAUUCGUAUGGGGGAGACCACCAUCCUUGAGAGCCUGGAUCACUUCACUAGGACUGUGAUUGAUCUCUAUGGGCAGUCGUAUCUUAGACCACCCAAUGCUGAAGACAUUGCUAGGCUCCUUCGGAAAGCAGAAGAAAGAGGAUUUCCCGGCAUGAUUGGUAGUAUCGAUUGUAUGCAUUGGGAGUGGGAGAAGUGCCCUACAAGUUGGCACGGUCAAUAUAGGGGCCAUUACAAGAAACCUACAAUUAUCCUUGAGGCUGUAGCAAGUUAUGAUCUUAGGAUUUGGCAUGCCUUCUUUGGCAUGCCAGGAUCUUGCAAUGAUGUUAAUGUCUUACAUCGAUCUCCGGUGUUUGACAACCUUGCUAGAGGCAUUGGACUUGCAGUGAAUUUCAAUGUCAAUGGGAGGGAUUACAAUAUGGGAUAUUAUCUUGCUGAUGGUAUCUACCCUCCUUGGGCUACUUUGAUCAAUGGCAUCUCUAGUCCUCAAAGCAAUAAGUAUAAUUACUUUACACUUAAACAAGCGGAGUACCGGAAGGAUGUGGAGCGUGCAUUUGGUGUGCUGCAAGCAAAGUAUGCAAUCAUGAAGGGACCAGCUAGGAGGUUCAGUCCAGUGGCACUCAAGUAUAUAGUUGAUUGUGUAAUCAUCCUACACAAUAUGGGUAUUGAAUAUGAGAAAGGAAUGGAGGAAUUGAGAAUUGAAGAUUAUGACGACGCGACAAGGCCAACGACCACCAUCAUCAGAGAUCUUUGGAGUGGAAGGAGUACCAUGGGGUAG